Molecule: messenger RNA, 2126 nt
Organism: Drosophila obscura
Lineage: Eukaryota; Metazoa; Arthropoda; Insecta; Diptera; Drosophilidae
Product: tectonic
Exons: 1
Coding region: 1-2088 (695 amino acids)
Biological process (GO): cilium assembly
Cellular component (GO): ciliary transition zone
Source: RefSeq, a predicted model, not a curated record
AUGGAGAAGCUACGGCUGCUGCUGACGAUCCUCUGCUUGAUCAGCGCCCCCAGCCACACGAUUAAGAUUGGCAUCUCACACAGCUACAACAACACGGCCACGGCCACGGCCACACCGCCAACCACAGUGGAGCCUGCCACCACAAUCACACCUGCUGUACCUGCUGUACCUGCUGUAUCGGCUGUAUCCUACAUGACUGAAAGCUCCGUGAGCCCCCUGCCAGAGCUGGCCACCAGCACGCCCAGCCAGACUUUUCCGCCACGACCACAACCAAAGCCCAGUGCCACAGCUGCACCAACACAGGCCAGCACAACAGCUGCCCAGGCAGAGGCAGAGGCAGCUGCCACUGCUGAGGCACAGCCUUUGAAUGCCACUGAAACUACGCCCAAGAUACCCAUGAACUUUCCCGACGAUUCGUUCUAUUUCUGCUCCUGUGACCUGCGCUCGGAGAUGUGCGAUCUGAACUGCUGCUGUGAUCGCGAUUGCCCCACCGAGACCAGGCAGGUGUUCAGCUGCCUGAAGGUGCUGGCUGCGCCGCAGCUGCUCUCCAGAUUGGAGGACUUUCAAUACACCCACGGCCUGCCCACCUGCCAGAUCAACGACGGCUGGCUGUGUGUCUUUCGCAGCAACACAAAGCCGGCCAAAAUGAAGCCGCUCAUCAGGAACUUUGAUGCCUCGCAGUACCAGAAAUGGCCCGAUCCACUGGGCGCCUACGAAACGGAGGCCAUAGGGCCGCCAGCCCCGUCCACGCUGUACAAAUCGGGCGAACCGCUGCAACUGUGGCACCCAGAGAGCAGGCAGUCGACCACCUUUGAUCUGCCCACGGCCUACGAGGGCUCCCAGUGCCACCUGAAGCAGCUGAUUCGACACCUGCAGCCGCUGGCCAGCAAUUGCCGCAUGAGAGAUGAGGCCCAGCUGCAGGAGAGUGUGUGGGCGCUGCUCAAUCUGACUGCCAGCCACCAAUUGCUGCCGAAGCCGAGGGACUUGGAGGAGCAGCAGGUGGAGGCAGUCCAAAUACAAGUCUGUCAGCAGUUGGACAGCGGAAGAGUGCUGUGCGCCGAGCCAGGCAACGACACCCAGUGGGCGGGGGAUAUGCCCGUGGAGAGGCUGGAACUGCAGCUGAUUCACAAUUUCACAAACAUUCUGGCGGCGAAGCUGCUGAUCAAGGAAGCUGCUGCCGCAGAGGAUGACACGGAGCCCAUUUGGCUGCACUACGCGGUGACAUUUGCCACUGCAAAUGAAUCGCUGGCCAAGCCCAGCUCUGGGCCACUGGGCUACCUGGCUGGCGCACCUGUAAUCCUUUCGAGAAUGCUGCCACAGAACAGCAGCGAGGAGCAGCAGCUGCUCAGCUACUUUCAUGCCCGAAACGAUGAUCCGGACUACCACUGGCUGCCGCUCUUCUCCCGGAAGCCUCGCAGCGGCAACUGUCAACGCAAAUUGGAUGAAACGCAGGUGCUGCGCUUCGGAGUGGAUCUGGCCCAGCAGUGUCUGCUGCAUCAGGCAGCACCUCAAGCACCACAAGAGAAUGCCAAUGCCAAUGCCAAUCAGACGGAGUUCUGUCAGCGCCUGCAGGCGGAGAUCUGGAGGAAGCUGCUGCCCCACAACUGCAGCAGCCUGGAGGAGAUGAAUCAGGUGUUUGUGUCGCAGCUGGGCAGACCGCAGCCGGAGCGCUGGAUCCCCAUACAGCUGCACUUCGGGGAGAACGCGCAUGACGUGCCUCCGGUGCUGGGAUACUACGAUGAGGCGCAGCAGAGUCUGAGCUGCCGCAACAUGUUCCUGAGCGUCAGCUACGAGUUCCAUGUGGCCGAUCUGGCCCUGCUCGAGGGCCGUGUGCCGCAUCAGAGCGUCCUGCAGCAUGCCCGACUCGUGCUGGGGCAGCGACACGACCUGGAGUUCGAUGGCAGCGAACAGCUGGUGGAGCUGCCACUGGGCGUCUCGGCUAUGUUCUACAAUCUCGAAAAGAGUCGACCGAACGGGGCCGCCACUCUGAUCGCCCAUCGCAUCGUGGUGGCCCUGAUGCUGCUGCUCUGGCUGGCCCUGAAGGACAUUCAAAGCACGUCCCUGGCGAUGAGGGAAUAUUUAAUUUAGAUAAACAUUUGUAAAAGAGCAACAAGUAAAGCUUAGAG